Messenger RNA from Onychostruthus taczanowskii (white-rumped snowfinch), 12703 nucleotides. It is a transcript of the gene HEG1, whose product is annotated as heart development protein with EGF like domains 1. NCBI's taxonomy places the organism in Eukaryota, Metazoa, Chordata, Aves, Passeriformes, Passeridae. Gene Ontology annotation, molecular function: calcium ion binding. The transcript is spliced from 21 exons. The record is from RefSeq and is a predicted model, not a curated record. The coding region runs from base 277 to 5796 and encodes 1839 amino acids. Gene Ontology annotation, biological process: heart development.
UGGGUGAUGUCAGGCUCGAGGAGGAGCCUCCGCCGCCUGCCCUUUUACUUUCGGGCGCCGGCACUUGGCCGCAGGCUGCCGCCGCUGCUGGCCGGGCCCCCCCCUCACCCCCUCCGCUAUGGGCACCCCGCACUUUUAAGGCGCCGCCCCGAGGGGGGGGCACGGGGAUUUCAUUAAAAAUCGCUAUUUACGUGGUUAUUCAUUGCCCCGCUCCGGGUAUGUGAACAACCACCCCCCUGCCCCCCCCCGGCUCCCCUUCCAUCCACCCCCAGCGCCAUGCCGGCAGCCUGCACCCUGCUGCUGCUGCUGGGCUUGGGGCUGGUCCCGGUCCCACCGGCCGGGUCGCUGCCCCUCGCUUCCCCACGGCGUCUUCCUCCACCUCCCCCUCCUCCUCCUCCGUCCCGAAGCCGUCUCGGCCGCCCUUCCUCGCUUCCCGCCGCGGGACACGCCGGCAGCCCGGUCAUUGAAAGCAGCCAUCAGGAGAGAAGUUCAAGCACAGAGAUGAGGACUCCUGGUGCUCCUGUGGAGUUGGUGAUGAUGCUGGCUGGGAGCAGGGAGUGGGCAUUGCUGCCUGUCAGGCACGGGGCAGUGCCAGCAGCAAGCAGGGCCACAGGGCACCCUGCCCCCCCUGCCAGUGAUGGGGAUGUCACCCCUCCAGGAGCAGGAACCCCAGAGAACCCAUCUGCUGGGACAGUGACCCACGUGCUCAGCCACAGCCAUCCUCCCGACCCUGGAAGCCAUCACCCUGCUGCAGGCAGGCUGGGGAGAGGCACGAGGGCUGUGGCUUUUGCCAGCAUCCCUGCAGCUGCCGAGGGAACGCCGCCGGGCUCGGAAGCCGUCAGCAGCGAUUCCCCUGAGGGGACAUGGGGAGGGCACCACAGGGUCUGGAACGAGUCAGGGCUUAACACUGUGAGGACAGUGCUGCUACCUUCGUCUUCAGAACCUCAUCACCCAGGCACUGACAGCCUCUCUCAACCUGUGAGCAGCUGGGUGGGCACAGAGCUGGGCAGCAGCCCUGCCGUGGGCGCUGCAGCUGCUCCAGCCAGCCCCUCGGGGAGCAGCCCCAGCACUGCCCUCCCUGGCUCCCUGGGACAGCCCCAGGCCUCCUCCCAAGCUUCAAGUACCCAGGCUGGUGCAGAGAACAUCACGCUACACCCCAGGGGUGUUGUGGGGAACUUCACCAGCCCUUUGCUGACUGCAUCACCUCCCACGGACAACGCCUUCGGAGGCGUUGGAAGCAGCUACCAACCAUCCAAGAACUCAGCUACGGAGAGGUUCGGUUCGGAUUUCCCCACCACCGGCACCUCCAUUUCCACAGCAGCUGCCAAGGGCGGAGGGAGGACAUUAAGGUCUCUGCCAGCCAGCACCAGGCUGGUCACCAUGGCAGAGAUUUCCACCUUUGGGACUGAAAUCACCAGCUCUUCAGCCCAGAGCCAGAGCCCUGGGGUGUCUGUGGGUGCCCAGGGUGAUGGAGGCAGAGGUGUCACAGACCCGUUGCUCUCAGGCUUGCUGCCCGUUUCAGGAACUUCUUCCACAACUUUUAGCAGCGAUUAUGAACCCCCCAAGAGCAUCCCAGGUGCAGAAGAGGCGACGCUGCGCUUGGACAUCCAGGCUGCUGACGUGUCCAGCAUGGCAGUGGGGACACUGAUGUCCCCAGAAAAUGGCCACACAGCUGGGGUGACAAGGGACUCUGCCACCAGCAGCAACCCCACAAGCUCUUUGGGUGGGACCUCCUAUUCCUUGAGGACUGGGACACAUCAUCCCAACAGCUCACGGGAAGCCACUGGUCUCCCAGGCCCUCCCGGGGGUGCUUUGCUCACAAGCUCCCUCUCUGCCUCUGAAGGUCCUUCCCGAGGUGUAAGCAGCCACCGACCCAUGGCAGAGAAAACCUCCCUCAGUUCCUCUGCCACCAGCACUCCCAUUUCAGCCACGUCCAGCAGUGCUGGGAGACCACCCAGGUCUGCCUCGGGCAGCAGCUCCUGGGCAGCAGCCAAGGGCUCCACGUCCAGCAGUGCCACGUACAGGACCUUGGGAACAACCCAAUCCUUGUCCACAUCUUCUGGGAGAGAGACCUCCAGAGCUCAGGGGUCCACAGGAAUGAGAGAUUUCACUGAGGUGGCAGACUCUCCUUUAACACACUCUGGCUCUCCUUUGGAAGGUCCUUCUCCAGCUACUGGAAGCAGCCAUGUGUCCUUCAGCAUCCUGUCAACAGAGAGAAGAGCCAAUUUCCCCACCACCAGCACCUCCGUUUCCACAACAGGCACCAAGGCUGGAGGGAGGACAUUAAGGUCUCUGCCAGCCAGCACCACCCUGGCCCAAACAACAGAGGUUUCCACCACUGGUACUGAAAACAUCAGCUCUGCAGGCCAUUCCCAGUCUUCUUUGGGAACCCAGGGUGGUGGUGGCAGAGGUACUGCCCUGUCAUCUGUGACCCCAUUGCUCACAGGCUCACCAUCUGCUUCAGAAAGCACUUCCCCAGCAGACAAGACCUCAGCAAUGGGAGGGCACCUGUCUCUCGCCAGCACACCCAGUGUGGUGACAGCUGCCACCAGUGAGGAGAGCAGCACAGUGCCUGUGUUGGACACCCAUGGAGCUUCCAGUGCCACAGGGAGCUCUGCUCCCUCUCCCCCCCACACCAGCACCCUGGACACGGUCCUGCUGUCCUCACCAGCAGCAGAGCCUGGGACACAGAGCCCUGUUUCACAGGGUGGGGCAGGACUCAGUGAGCUUCCAACAAAGCUGCUGCCUGCGUUUUCUCCCAGCGUUUCAGUGCCUUCACCUUCAACCACACUCUUCAUCCACAAGGAAGGGACGUCUCAAGACCCAGGCAGCCGCAGUCUGUGGAGCACAAAAGCAGAAAGCCUCACAUCUCAUCUGGACACAGCUGGGGACACCCACACUGGCCCUGUCCCGUCCUCCACGGCAUGGACUCGAAUGAGACAUGUGUCAUCUGGUCAAGCAGGGUCCCCAGAGCCCAAGGUCACCCUUUCAUCCAAGGUCUUCACCUACUUUUCAGCUGCUGCUGAACCUUCCACUAUUGGCAGCAGCCAACGCUCCCUGAGCAGCUCAAGUGCUGGGAAGAGGAUGUCCAGCCCCAUCACCGAUCCCGUGUACAGUUCAUCCACGUCUGCGGGUGCUGAGGAGAGGAUGCUUCUCUCAGUGACAGAUGGCACUCUGGCAGCUGGCAUGGAGAGCUCUUCUUUCCCUGCUGGAGCUUCCAGCUCUCCAGGGCCAUCUGAGCCAGCAUUGCUGGAGCAGGGCAGGACAGCCAACGCCUCCACCAGCAGCGGGGGUUUCACAGGCUUUGCGACGGAGACGGUCUUCGUACGUUCUGCCAAGAUACCUACUUACUCUUCUUUCCAAAACGAUCUCACAAACUUUUCAGGAAGCCAUCAGCCAGUCAGUAGCAGUGAUGCUGAGAAAAGGACCUCGGUUUCUCACACAGACGGCACAUACAUUUCAACCACGUAUACCAGAGGAGGGGAAAGGACCCUCCUGUCUAUCUCCAACAGCAGCACCUCUGCUGACUCCUCAGAAAGUUCCACCUUUUUUUCUGAAAUUUCCAGCCCUUUUGAUGCCUCACAAUCGUCUGUGGCUCAUGACAGGCAGACCAAUGCAUCAAACAGUAGCAGUUUUGUUGAACCAUCUACGGAGCCGUUGCUGGUGCACCCUUCCAAACCAUCGACAUCUGCUUCUAGGGGCAGCAUAGAAAAUACAACUCUAUUCAACACUGACUCUGAGUUGUUGACCACUGACAGAUCAUCUCUGUCUUCAUCAGCAUUUCCAGCCUCUUCCUCACUGUCAUCACUGCAGCACUUGUUGUCAUCAACACCACCACCAACUCAUCUGUUUACACUGUCAGAAUCCCCUGAGCCACGCUUGCCCUCUGUGAUGGCAUCUUCACCCUCUCUGCAGGCUUUGUCGUCCUCCUUGCCCACUUCCUCCUUGCCCUCCCCAUCUUACUCAUUAGCAUCUUUGUCUGUGUUUUCAUCACCCUCAUCCAUCUUGCAGUCCAGUGAGAGUGAUCAAGCAAGCACCACUGUGGCUACGAGUGUGGUCAGGCAGGAGCCCUCCACAGCUGCCACAGCCAGGAGCUCACCCAGAGAGACCAACAAGCCUCAUGUCACACACCAGCCCCAGAAGAGCACCACCUUCACUCCCACCAGGUCACCUCUCCCUACGGAACCCAUGGAGCUGCUUGGUGGACGCGUCGUGUCUGUGUCUGCUCCCGUGACGGUAACAGAGACUACCUCGCCUAGAGAUGCCACCACCCAAGGGGACAGCUUUGGGAAGGCAACACCACUGCUCACCACAGCCAGUGUUGCUCCACAGGCUGGCCCAACAGAUGCACCCCUUAGUCCCUCACCAAGUGAAACAAAUCAGGGCAGCAUUGUCCCCACAGUGACCACGGUGAAACCUCCUGUGCUGACAACCCCGUCCGGUCGCCAGCCCACCCCAGGUGAGGCCAGCACCAUGAACGACCACAGGGCCCAGACACCCACUGCCACUAAGCACAGUUAUACCACUGGUAAAAGCACAGAAGCCAUGGGUCCCACCACUUCAAGGCCUGGUAAGGUCACUGAGGGAAACAUCCCUGUUACAAGUCCUUCUGAAGCACCUCCAACCACCAAGACCACCGUGAGCAUUGCAACUACUUUGGCUGCUACCAAACCAACCACUGCUCCUCCAUCGAGCAGCACCGUCGGGCUGAGGACAUCCCCUCCAGCUGCAGAGGUGGAUAAAUGUCUUUCCAACCCUUGUCCUGCACUGGCCACCUGCAACAACACCCAUGGAUCCUAUAUCUGUCAGUGUCCUCUUGGAUAUGAGCUGGAAAAAGGAAAGUGCAAUUUAGCGAGAAUAUUUAUUGGCCAGGUUCCCCUGAAACUUAAUAUCACUCAUGGGAAAUACACAGAGCUCUUCCACAUUGAGAGGGAGAUCCUGGAGGUGCUCAAUGCAUCGCUGUCAGGCUUGCCAGGAUACCACCACUCCACAGUUAAGGCAAGCAGGGAGGCAAAUUUUGUCCAUGUCUCAGUGCAAUCCACGUUCUCUUUAGCAUCCAACGUGACUUUCUUCGAUGUUAUCGGCAGUGUGAAAAGCUACAUUCAAGCUUGCAAAUCCCCCACUGAAGCCUGCCAGUUCAUAUCAAGCCUGAAAUCACUCCACAGAGCUGGCAGCUUGUGCAGACAGAAGGACCCUGAAUGUGACAAGGAAACUUCAGAAUGCACCGACUUUGAUGGGGUCGCUCUCUGCCAGUGCAAAAGUGGGUACUUCAAAUACAACAAGAUGGACCACUCCUGCAGAGCCUGUGAAGAUGGAUAUAAGCUGGAAAACGAGACCUGUGUGAGCUGCCCCUUUGGCUUGGGUGGAUUCAACUGUGGAAACCCGUAUCAGCUCAUCACGGUGGUGAUUGCAGCUGCAGGAGGGGGACUGCUGCUGAUCAUGGGCAUAGCACUGAUUGUCACCUGCUGCCGGAAGAAUAAAAAUGACAUAAGUAAACUGAUUUUCAAGAGUGGGGAUUUCCAGAUGUCACCUUAUGCUGAAUAUCCGAAGAAUCCCCGGGCACAGGAGUGGGGCAGAGAGACCAUCGAGAUGCAGGAGAAUGGAAGCACCAAGAACCUGUUGCAGAUGACAGAUGUGUAUUAUUCGCCAACUGGACUGAGAAAUCCUGAACUGGAAAGAAAUGGACUUUAUCCUCCCUACACUGGUUUGCCUGGAUCUCGACAUUCGUGCAUCUACCCUGGACAAUACAAUCCAUCCUUCAUCAGUGAUGAAACCAGAAGAAGAGACUAUUUUUAGCAAAGAGUGGAGAGGGAGUGGAAGAUUGACACAGUUGUGUGGCCCUUAAUUCCCAGGUGCAAUCUGUCUCCUGGGUAGUUGAGGCCACAUCAAUCUUACUCUUCCCAUUUAAUAGGAAGGACUUUGAACUUCAUGCUGAGCAUUGCUGCCCUGAGGGACAGUCACAGUUGCUGAGCAUCAGAGAGGAGGAGGAAGAGGAGGGAAUGGCUCAAGAAGCACAUCACUAAAAGACCCAGUGGGAAGCUAACAUGUGUACUCCUUAUUCAUUCUUCACUCUUCGCGCUACACGGGCAAGCAUGGAUCAGUACAGGCAGAAGAACUGUGCCCAGCACUCUGCAUUGAAUACCACUGGGGAGUGUCUUGUUUACAGAUCUCGUUCACUGUUGACUGUGCUUGUCUUCCUAGCCACCCUUCAUGCAAAGAUUCACUGUGCAAUUGCUUUUGGUCAGGCAAGUUUGUCCAGUCCCUUUUAGACCACUGCCUUGCUGUUGUCGGCUUCAAGCAGGACAGGGAAGCUGGCUUGUGUUCUGGCCCUCACCUUCGUACUGGUAAAAGUUCUCCAGAUUUCUGGGUCCUUGCCAAAGCCAGGUGUCUGGCAAUAUUGGCUGAAUUAAUGGGUUGAUUGUCUCCCAGUGCAGGACAGUCAGUCACACCACUGCAAUUUUAACAGAAAAAAGGCACAGUUGUUCCUCUGUGCUGCUUUGAAAACCGUCUGUAUGUAGGGAAUGUUGUUGUUUUGUCAACCAAAUUGUUCAGAAGUGGUGCCACUACACACCAUCAUGAUGCUUCCAUAUGGGAUCCUUUGGGGCUCUGUUUCCCUGCAAGGAUUUAAAUGCCUGUAGACACAGCAAUAUAAUAUUAAAUAAUUCCUCAUGGGGAAGAAGAAGAUGAGCUGGUAAUUCAGAAUGCUUUUUAUGAGGAAUCUCUGAAGGAGUAAUAAUGCUGUAGCCUUGGCUGGGCAGAGGAACCUGAAUUCUGGGCACUGAAGGUGGGAUAUAUUUUCAAGCCCCCAGAGUCCACCUUGAAUUUGUAGGCGCUGUGGAGGCUUUCAGUGCCUUGGAAAAGAGGGCUUGCCACAGUCAGUUGCAUUCAAGGAAGAGAAAAACAUGAUGCUUGCAAUCCUAGCAUAGCAAAGAUCACUUAUGUUGAAGUGUUUUUCUUUCUUCCAUCUUAGUUUCGAGUGAUUCAGACCAGGCAAGUUUCCUCACCCAGGUGUGUUCGUUCCUAUUAGCAGAAGCUGAAGAAUGUAAGUUAUUGCAUUUCUCACCAAAGACCAGGUUGAAUUUCAUGGACUGUAUUCUGACCUAGAGUGAGUGUGGAAAGAGAUCUUACUAAUCACAGAACCCUGGAAUGGGUUGAGUUGGAACGGAUCUUGCAGAUAAUUUUUUUCCAACUCCUCUGCCAUAAGCAGGGACACCUUCCACUAGACCAGGUUUCUUAAAGCCCCAUCCAGCCUGGCUUUGAACACUUGCAGGGAUUGGGUAACUUCUCUGGCCAGCCUGUUUCAGUGCCUCACCAUUCUCAUCAUGAAGAAUUUCUUUCUUGUAACUAAUCCAAAUCUACCUUCUUUGCUUUAAAAUAAUUUCCCUUGUCCUAUCCCUACACGCCCUUGCGAAAAGUCCCUCUCCAGCUUUCUUGUAGGCCUCCUUUAGUUACUGGAAGGUGGUCCAAGAUCUCCUUGGAGCCUACUCUUCUCCAGGCUGAACAGCCCCAACUUUCUCAGACUGUCUUCAUAGGAGAGGUGCUCCAGCCUCUGACCACCUUUGUGGCCUCAUUUCUUCUGAUGGCACCACUGAGCACAGCACUGCAGGUGGGCUCUCAGGAGAGCAGAGCAGAGGGAGAGAAUUCCCUCCCCACCCUGGUUCUGGUGCUGCCCAGGGCACAGCUGGCUUUCUGGGCUGUGAGAGCACAUUGCUGGGUCAUGUUUAGCUUCUCACCAACCAACACCCCAAGUCCUCAGGGCUAGUUUCUGUUCUCCAACAGCCUGCAUUUGUGCUGGAGAUUGCUCUGGAUCACAUGCGGGAAAUAUAAUUAAAUAUCAUGAAGUAUAUUUACCACUUAUCUUUACUGCACUGUUAAUCUGAGUCAUCCAAAGCCUGUUUAGAUACAAGGUCUAGAUGCAGUUUCUCCUCUUGAAUGUGAAUGUGCUUUUAAUUCAAGUUGGCUGCUUGUGUAAGGAUAACAAAUAGCCCAGUUCCUUCGUCACUAACUCACUGAAUCUGUAGUGUGUACAUAAGAUGAUAUUCCCUUCUCCCCCACCAUGCUUUAAAAGACACAGUGCCUACAACUAAGUUCAUAGGUAGGUCAGCUCACUGAAGCACUGAGGAUAGUGGGGUGCAUCCCCCAAAGUGCCUAGCCCCAGUUCAGAUGCUCAUGUGUUGUGUGGCUGCUCACUGGAGGCAAACCUGGGGUGAUGAGGAGCUCUCCGUCAGGGAGCAGGUACUUGCAUCCUACAGAUGGUGUGAGUUCCCAGAUCCUUUCCCAGCACUUUAAAGGCUGUUGUGUUCCUUACCAAAGGUCAGUAACCGGUAUACAGAGGGAAGUGAGACAGCAACAGGCAAUUAUAAGCUGUGUUGGCUUAGAGGUUUCUGGUCCUUGCUCACAGUUGCUUCUGUUUUCUCAAAACUUCAAGACAGGAAAGGUGCCACAGAUGUGCUUGAGAAGGCAUAGUUCAGUGCACCAGCCACAGCACACAAACACAGUGUCUUUUUUAUGCCUCACCUCUUGUCUUCUGUGUAGAAGCAGCAGUGUGAGCUUGCAGAGAAACACAGCUUUAUGGAUGCCAAGGGCAGGAUCCUUUGCACUUACGUGAACUUUCGGUGACAAUGCAUCCAACUUCACACCUGUCUGAUCCAUAAUCAGCCUGGCAGCUGGUAGUGCACAGCUGAUCUCAGGUGUAGGGGGAAAGGAAUGGAUGCUCAUGGGAAGUACAGAUGCCCAAGGAGCUGUAUUUAAGGAAGGCUCUACUUAGUGUCCAAGAUAUUACAACAGGUAAAGCACAAGAAUUAGAUGUUCCCUGCCAUGCUGAUCAGAGUUUUCAUCCAGGACAGAAAGGACUGCCUUUCCCCUGGUAUGGAGCAGAGAUAUGUUUUUGUUACAAAAGAAAAGAAGAUGCAAUUCAUGCUAAAUAUAAAUCCAAAGCCUAUAGACAAGCACUGGACUUUGUCCAUUUUGAGUAAAGCAGCUUGUGAUAAGAAGGUGUCCCAGCAGUGACGAGAAUCCCAUGAUUUACCCAUGUGCCAGCAUUUCCUCAGAUGGGAAAGCAUUUAGGCCUGUGCUUAUAGGCAAAGAUGUUUACCUGCUUGGUUAGUUCAAAGGCUAGGAGAUGAACUUCUGCGUGUCAAGUACAAAGGACAAAGUAUGGCACACCAAAUCAAAACUGCAGACCAGUCCUUCUGCACAAAGAAUAUAUGAGCAAAACUUCUGGUCUCUAUUUCCCAGCACACUGCAAAUUGCAAGGGAUUUGGGUGGAAUUGAGAUAGGGCUAUUUCUAAUGAAAGCAUACCUUAAUGGUCUUCAAAUUCUUCUUGAAUUGUAUCUGGAGAGAAAGAGUCUCAGUAAAUCCAGCAAGAUUUUCUGAGUGAGGACUGCAAAACUUGGAAUUUUCUGAAAGAGUGUUAUUGCACUGAAAUUUACUCUCUGCCAAUGCAGGUAAACGUUGGGGCAUUUCUUAUGAGGGUUUAUCCAUCACAGCCUGACCUAUUUGGAUAAGAAAGGAGUCUCAGAGCCAAGGCAUAGUCCACAGGAGGAGGAGGAGGAAAAGGGUCUCUCCUGACCUGCCACACCUUCUCUGGGUGUCUUAGGAAGCCCUGCCCAGCAGGCAAGGGAGGGGUUUAGGCAGGAGGAGUCAGCACCCAGAUGAGUGCAGGUGCUUUCCCCCAGAGUGUUCCAGGAAGCUUUUGGGAAGGUGACAGAGGCAGCCUGGGGUGAUUCAGCCCCUGGGUUUCCACCAGCCCAGCUGCAACCUGUGCUGCAGUGCUUGUCUUCAGCACCACCCACUGCCAGCUCCGCUCUCCUGGGACAUCAGGGGUGGGUGCAGUGCACUGUGCUGUGUCACAGUUUUUGAUGGUUAUUUUACUGCAGUGUUCGCUGCCUCACCCCAGCAGUACCGACUCGCCCAGCCGCAGCAGGGAUGUGGGCAGUGUUUCAGUGCAGGUUGUCCCUGUGUAAAGCUGCCACCAGGAUCCUCUCUGUGUCUGCCAUGAACAAAGUGCCCUUUGGCAGUGGAGUGGGGCUUGUUACUCCUCUUGGGUAUAGGAAGGGUCUCUAUGUGCCCUCAAGCCCACUUUCAAAAUCAGAUGCUUCUCUGUUCACAGCCUAACUCCCUGUAGGAUGUCUAAAUACAUGCAGCUUAUUUCUCGUCUCACUUUUAGAUUACUUCUAGCUACUCCAAACUGAAAAUUUUGAGCACACUGGAUGUUUUUGCCAAGGGGAAUCACUCUACUAUGUGAGAGAAUAGGAGGGAAGUGGCAUGUUUUUGGUAUGGAGAAUGCAAGUGGUUCAGCCAGAUGUGGGGAAAGGAAGAAAAACUACACCAACACUGCUCAUAAAUCUGCUAUUGCUCCUGGCUGCUGUGGAAAGGGAGGGGAGCAGUCAGCAAUGACCCAUGGGCAGUUGUGUGGGUGUAUAUUUAAUUAAUUUGGGAAAAAAUGCUAAUUCUGUUGCUUGGCAGGAAAAGUUGUGAGAGGCAUGUGUUUGCUGCUGUGGUGCUCUGCCAGUUAUACUGACAAAAUGCUUUACCCACAAAAAUACCCCUGACAGUCAGCAUAGGAGAGGCAGUCCCAGUGAACUGAUCAGCAAAACACAGAUUUGAGGAAUCUUUCAAAGGGCAUCUUGAACAUACAGUCUUCCUGUGUCCUGCUCUUGCCCUGGCCAGUCCUUCCAGCUGCACUGGGGAAAUCAGGGAUGUUUUUUCAUAAUUUUGAAACCUCACAGCACUGAAUUGGGCUAUAAGUGGAAAAAGUGGGCCAGGUUUUCCUCCAUUCUGGAAGCAUUAGGUUUUAUAGCAGCAAUGAAUCUCAUUGCUCCCAUGGCAUUUCCCAUAAGACCCACUGGCACAGUCAUGUACUGAGUUACUGCUCAUGAGCAGCUCUAUGAAAGUUAUCUGCCUCCACGCUGCAGGGUAGUAAAAGGCUUUAAAAAUAGCAAUAAAUUGCAGUUAGAGAGACGUAUUUAUCAUUGUGAAAUAGUUUGCGCCAAUGCUUGUACAGGUUGUUUGCUGGGACCUGAGUGAGCACAGAAUGGGUUUGGACACUGCUGCAGAUACACCAAGUUGCUUUCCCAAGGACUUGUCUCUGAUGCUGGUCAAUGGCUAUAUCUAUUCCAAAUCCAGCUGGAAUUUUCAUUCCCUAAUAGUAAUCUUUAGCUUUCUUCCUUAAAUUAGCAAGAACAGAUGCAUUUUAGUUAAAUGCUCUUCCUAUGCUGACUAAUGCUUUUUCAUCUUCACACACAAAGGAUGCAAUCCAGCAUCCCUACAGUGACUGGGGUAACUCUCCCAUGGACUGCAAAGAAGGUUUUUUUAGGCCUGAAUUACUCCACCACCAGGAUCACCUGCCUGUAGUACAUGCUUUCCCAUGGCUCUGUCUUCCUAUUUCUGUGAUACUGUUCCUGCCUUUCCAUGUUGCAUCUAUUUCUUUUUUUUAAGCAUCCUUAUUACUGUAACAGGACCUAUGUUAUGAACAAAGCAGCUUCAAGAUUGGAAACAGUUUCCUGCGAAGAGAGUGAAUGUGAAUUUUGUGUAGUUGUUUUACAGGUCAGCCAGCCUCUUUCCUGUCAUGUAAUAUCUAGGGAUGUAGAGAAGCUUCCUGCUGUCACACAUAUCAGCUGCUCUGCAGAUCACUCUUGCCUGUCCCUUUAGAAAUUAAGCAAGAUCUCCUGGUUUCAGAAGGGGUAUGUCCUGUGCUUGUAAGAGUUUGGGACCUUUUCAAUUCCCAUUUAAUUCUUCAUUCUCUUGAGCUGCUGAAAUUGAAAAGCAGGAGAGAAAUUCAUGAAGGAGAAAGAAGUACCAAAAUUUAAAAAAAAAAAAAUAUACUUACUUAUUUUGCAGAAGUGUGACUUCAGUACUGUGAGAUCAAGUGUGGGAUGACACCUCUUCUGUGUCUAGUCUGUGUUGCAUAAUAUCCUUGUUGAGGGAACACCUAGCAAGGGUACCUGAUGUUCCUCCAAAGUGGUAUUGAAAUGCUAAAUCACUCAGUCUCUAUUUCAAUGAAAUGCUAGAAGAGAUGGGAGUCCUACUUGGGUUAAUGACUGCAGCAGGCAGCCCCCAGAUGAGCAAAAUCCUGUAUGGAAAAGUCCUGUGGAAUACACUGAUCACUUCUCUUGAAUAUGGCUGGACAUAAAAAGUCUUCAAUAAAAUCUGCUAGGAUGGGUUUACUUUAAAGAAAAAAAAAAGAAGCUGAACAGGGUAAAUAUUUACUACCUUUAUUUUUUAAAGGAAAUUCUGUUAAACUCAGUUAUUUGCUUUAAACCCAUUAAAUUCUACAGGACUUUCUCCUAGUAAAAGGUGAAACUUGGUGUGUAAAAUCAUAAUGAUUUAUUUAAGCAGCUUUUAGAACUGCAGUAGUAAAGCUCACCUUUUAUGAACUCUCUUCCAAAAGAUAAAUUUUCAGCAUUUGUUUGUGCUUCUUUACAACCUGAAUGUAAACCUGCUUUAUGUUCUUGACAUUGCUCCACUCCCUUCCCUCUGUCUCUGAGUGUUUGCUUCCAAGUCUCUGGGGUUCUGAGGAUGUUUUCCAAACCAGUAUUAUUUAAAGUUGUAUCAUAAUUUCAGCCUCCACUAAUUAUACAGUACUGUAGUAGCAAAAUAUAAUUUUUAAGGAUUGGAUUAUUUUUAUACCUGCAUCCAAUAUUAUUAAAUCUGGCGUUCUAGUCAGUAUCAUAAAAGGAUACAAUAAAACAAUGAAUAUUA